UUAUUAAUAAACUGUUAUCCUUGAUAUCACUUUGAUUUAAUAUUCAUAUUUGUAUUUUUAAUUUUAAUGAGCUAUUAAUGAUACCCUUUGUACAUUGAUUUUAUCCAAUCAAAUAGGUACAUACUUUGUUUUUCUAUUAAUUUAUACUAACUUUAUCGUUGUGCUUAUUACUAUAUUAAUUAUAAAUAAAAAUAAAAUGUUAAAAUGUUGAUAAAUAGUGUAACUGAGCUUUAGUGUUUUGUGGUUCAUUCAACUACUUUAUUUCAUAAAUGUUUAUAACUUGAGUCUAUUUAUUUCUUCUUUUUUAAUUUGUAACUUUAUUAAUAAUUAGUGCAGUUCUAUUGUUUAAUAUGCAAUUACAAUAUGACUAUAUUAUCAAGAUCUUCAUAUUACUAUUUAUGCAGUUUUUUUUCUUCUUACAAAUAUAUUACUGUCACUCAAUACCAAAUGAACUAAAGUUUGAUUGUAUACCCAAAGGAAAGUCUGAUGAAAUAACCUGCAAACAAAUGAACUGUUCCUGGACACCGGCAAAUCAAUCUUUUACUCAAUGGCCGUGGUGUUACUAUCCAGAAUGUUACAAUAGUUAUAAUACAAUUAAUAUUUCAAAGACAAGUACUGGAAUAGUAGCAUUUUAUAAUUUAUCAAUAGCUUCUAAUUACAAAAAAAAUAUACAAAUCUUGCGUCUGGAUGUUACUUUUGAAACUACACAAAGACUACGAAUUACGAUUGAUGAUGCUGUUCAAAUACGUUACAAGCCACCCUUCCCAAAAAUUAACGAUUUUAAAGGAAAACCGAUUCAAAGAAAUGAUAGCUUAAUAAUAUCUGAUUUCGUUGUAAGAAUUGCUAAGAAAGGAGUUGGAUUUGCUAUUAUUCGAAAAGUAGAUAACACAGUUUUGUUUGAUAGUCGAAAUAUUGGGGGUUUUAUAUUUUCUGAUCAAUUUAUUCAAUUUUCGGCUUUACUACAAUCAAAUUACAUUUAUGGAUUGGGAGAACAUAGAACUAAUUUAGUCUUGGAUUCAAAUUGGAAAACCUAUACAAUGUUUAAUCAUGACAGUACUCCAAAACCUGACAUUAAUGGCUAUGGCUCACAUCCGUUUUAUUUAUUAAUGGAAAAAUCUGGAAAGAGUCAUGGAGUUUUUUUAUUUAAUAGCAAUGCUAUGGAUAUUAUAUUGCAGCCUGCCCCUGCAAUUACAUAUCGUGUAAUUGGCGGAAUUUUGGAUUUUUAUUUUUUUUCUGGGCCAACCCCUUCAGAUGUUAUUACUCAGUACACUGACAUUAUUGGUAGACCAUUUUUACCUCCUUAUUGGUCUUUAGGUUUCCAUAUGAGCCGAUAUGGGCAAACUUUUGAAGAUCUCGUUCAAGUUUAUAACAGGACCAUAGAAGCUGGUAUUCCUUGGGACACUCACUGGAAUGACAUUGAUUAUAUGGAUAAUAAAAAUGAUUUUACACUUUCUAACAAUUUUAAGCAACUACCUGAAUACGUGAAUUGUUUACACAAGAAUGGAAUGCACCAUGUAGUUAUUUUGGAUCCAGGCCUUAAAUCACGACAAUCAAAUGGAACAAUUUAUGUCCCUUUAAAGGAUGGUCUAAGCGACAAUAUUUUUAUUAAAAACUCUGCUGGUCAACCACUGGAAGGAAAAGUUUGGAAUGAUAUUGGAACAGUAUUUCCUGAUUUCACUCAUCCAAAAGCAACUCAAUUCUGGAAAAACCAGAUUUUAAAUUUUUACAAUAUUGUAAAAUUUGAUGGGUUAUGGUUGGAUAUGAAUGAACCGGCUAAUUUUGUCAAUGGAGAUUUUAAUGGAUGUUCGUCUUUUAAAUCUGAUCACUGGGAAUCACCUCAAUAUAUCCCUGCUAUAGUUGGGGGCCAUUUGAACUAUAAGACUAUUUGCAUGUCUGCAAGUCAUUUUGCUGGUGUUCAUUAUGAUUUGCAUAAUUUAUAUGGACUUGCUGAAACUAUGUCCACUCACGAUGCAUUGUCAGAUAUAAGGAAUACCAGACCUUUUGUCAUUUCUCGAUCUUCUUAUCCUGGUUUUGGACAUUAUGCUGGUCACUGGACUGGAGACAUAAACUCUUCAUGGGAUGAUAUGAAGCAAUCCAUAACAGAUAUAAUAAAUUUUAAUUUAUUCGGCAUUCCCCUAGUCGGGGCAGACAUAUGUGGUUUUCACCACGACACUACUGUUGAGUUGUGCUCAAGGUGGAUUCAAUUAGGCGCCUUCUAUCCAUUUUGUAGAAAUCAUAAUGGCCAGUACAUGAAAGACCAAGAUCCAGCAGCUUUAGGAUCAAAAGUUUUGUUAUCUGCCAAAAAAUCGUUGAGUACUAGAUAUUAUUUAUUGCCAUAUUUGUAUUCUUUGUUUUGGAAAGCUCAUGUCCAUGGAGAAACUGUUGUUCGACCUUUGUUUUUUGAGUAUCCAUUGGAUGAUAGAACAUAUGACAUAGACACUCAGUUUCUAUGGGGCGCAGCCUUACUAAUCCUACCAGUUUUAAAAGAAAAAAAUCAUCAUGUGUAUGUGUAUCUCCCAAAAGAUAUAUGGUAUGAUUUCUACAACAAAACUGCAAUAAUGAGCGACGGAAAUCAUUUUGUUAUAACAGCUUCUGCCGACACUAUACCCUUACUGGUACGAGGGGGUUAUAUUAUACCCACACAAAUGCCUGCUUUAACUACAACAUUAAGUCGUAAAAAUCACUUUGAACUCUUAGCAGCAACUAAACACGACCAAGCAACUGGUUUUUUAUUUUUUGACGAUGGAAAGUCUUUAGAUGCUUGGAAAAAUGAUUCAUAUAACAAAGUACAAUUUAACCUUGCAAACUCUACAUUUUCCAGUAGAGUAGAUAUGAAUAGUUAUAUUGAUGAACCCUUUGUGUUACAAAAUAUUACCAUACUUGGUAUCAAACAAGGACCGACCAAUUCACAAGUUAAUGGAAUUCCGUUCAAUGAUUAUUACUUCAAUAAAACCGAACAAGUUUUAUACUUCAAAAUGUUAAACUUAAAUCUAAGGACGCCAUUCAAUUUAACGUGGUAAAUUGUGUGCAUUUUUAAUAAAUAAAUUUACUUACACAUAAUAAUAAAAUAUUUGAAAUAAAUGCCCAAUAAUAACCAAAAAUGUGGUCGAUGUUCAGUUUAUAUUUUUGGCUCAAGUUCUAACACCCAGACAUUCCAUUUUAUAAAUAAGAAAGGAAUUGAGAAACUACCAAGUAAAUAUUCAUUAGAAAUUAACAAUUAAUUAGUUCUAUCAUUUCUUUAUGUUAUGUCAUAAUAUAUGAUGGAAACCAUACUUCAAGUGUAGAAUAGUCAGAGAUUCAUAAAUAUGAGUAUUGUGGUAAUUUAAAAAUGUCCUGUGUGUAAAAAUCUUUUCAUCAUCCACUGAUUGAAACUAAUUAUAACGUAUAAUAAGUAUACAAUAUUCAUAUUUAUAAAAUAUAAUGUAUUCAAGUUAAUGAAUAAUAUUAUAUUUAAAAUAGAGUUAUUGUUUAUUAAAAUGUAUACUGUAUGUAUUUUAAUUGUAUCUACGAUGUAUCUAUGUACUAAGAUUUAUUGGUUUUACAUUUUAAAUUAUUUAUAGUAAUUACAUACGUUAUUAGACAGUAAGUGGUUUUAAUGCCAGAGUUUAUAUUAAUUAAAUUACAUUUGUAUUAAUUAAAUCCUAUCACAUUUUAUUUACUUAAAAUAGAUGUAUUCAAAUAAAUUAGUAACAUAAAAGUUAAUUUUCUAAUAAUAAAGAACAUCUUUUUUCCUUAAAAUAAAUCACUGUAGUAAGCUUGUCGUUUCCAUCAUCAAAUGUUUCAAAUUAAAUAUCUAAUUGUCUAAAAGUAAAACAACAUUAUCUGUUAUGUCUGUACAAUAAAUAUUUAUUAAUUAAAUACAGGUAUAAAAUUAACUUAAAUUAAGUAUUUAAUCACAAUUACAAUUUAAUUUAAUUAUAAUUAAUUACAAGUUCCAAAUCAAUCUAGAUAACCAAUGCAUUAAGUAAUAUCAAGUUAAAAUUUAAUUUAAAUGUGAAAGUAGAUUUAGUUUGACUUUAUAUUUAAUAUUAUCUGAAUUUUCCUUAGUGAAAUAAAAUAUAC
Molecule: messenger RNA, 4062 nt
Organism: Myzus persicae (green peach aphid)
Lineage: Eukaryota; Metazoa; Arthropoda; Insecta; Hemiptera; Aphididae
Product: lysosomal alpha-glucosidase-like
Exons: 18
Coding region: 351-3020 (889 amino acids)
Biological process (GO): carbohydrate metabolic process
Molecular function (GO): alpha-1,4-glucosidase activity; carbohydrate binding
Source: RefSeq, a predicted model, not a curated record